Molecule: messenger RNA, 1108 nt
Organism: Dioscorea cayenensis subsp. rotundata (Guinea yam)
Lineage: Eukaryota; Viridiplantae; Streptophyta; Magnoliopsida; Dioscoreales; Dioscoreaceae
Product: F-box protein At1g55000
Exons: 2
Coding region: 26-805 (259 amino acids)
Molecular function (GO): protein binding
Source: RefSeq, a predicted model, not a curated record
CGACACUGAACGAGAGAGUGAUCGCAUGGGUUGCUGCGGAGAAGACGACGACGAGCUCAUCGCUCCUCUUCUCUUGGCUAACCCUAACCCUAACCCUAACCCUAAUUCCUCAUCCUCGCUUGCAGUCCUCUCCCCUCUCAAUUCCAACUUCUCCGCCCUCCUUUCCGCCGAUGUCCUCCGCUCAAUCCUUGAGCGCCUGUCGCCGGCCGACCUUGCGCGGUCCGCUUGCGUUUGCCGCCUCUGGCGUGCCGUGGCGUCUGAGCGCGAUGUGCAGGAACGGGCGUUUAGGGCGCCGUGGGGCGUGCGCUGUGUGGUGGGUUGUCCUUCUUCUUCUGCCUUCUGGCGCCAUAAUGGAAUUGGGCGCUUUGCCAUUUCCCACCGCCUCCGGCGUGGAGACACUGUCCCCGGCCUCGCCCUCAAGUACUCUGUUCAGGCCAUGGACAUCAGGCGGUUGAACAAUAUGAUGAGUGAUCAUGGAAUAUACUCCAGAGACCGUCUUCUAAUACCCAUUAGCAAACCUGACCUUCUUCUUGACGCCACCUGCUUCAUUGAGUUGGACACCUAUGCGAAAAGAGAAGCUGCAGUGCUUUAUCUUGAAGGUGGCCCAGAUGGAAAAGGAGGAUAUUUGGGUAGGGCAAUCACAGAAAGAGGCAAACGAAGAAUACUUGAUUCAGUGAAGCGCAGUAUGCAAGUCGAUGAAGGUACUGCCGAGUACUACUUAUCUAUUUCUAAUGGCGAUCCCAGAGCUGCCAUUUUGCAAUUUUCUGAAGAUCUUAGCUGGGAACAGCAAAGAACAACCGCCUAAUCAAGGAAAACAAGGCACAGAUGAUUUAAAUUUAUGCUCUUAUAAGGUAGCAGUGCAUGAUCUGUUUCUUGGGUUUAAAAAAUAUAUAUGGACAUUCUAGGAAUCCAAUUAUCAGAUCGUUGUGCUUGCUGGUGAUUUGUGGUGGCUCUGUUCACUGGCUGGAAAAUAUAUGAUCCUUGGAUUGUAUAGAACCAAAUAUUGUUAUAUAUAUAUAUAUAUAUAUAUAUGUCGCCAUGGAUUGUGAAUAAAUUUAAUUGUUUAUAUGGUUAUGUUUUUAAAAUAAUUCCAGCAAGUUGAGUGGUA